UAUAAACUAUUUAACACCCGACAACCUCUUCGUCUCUUUCACAAUUCAGCUUGCAAUUUCUAAAAUCCAAUAAUAGUCUCUCUCUCAAAUCUCUCAAUCGUGAUCAAGAUGCAGAUCUUUGUUAAGACUCUCACCGGGAAGACUAUCACCCUCGAGGUGGAAAGCUCUGACACAAUCGACAACGUUAAGGCCAAGAUCCAGGACAAGGAAGGUAUCCCUCCGGAUCAGCAAAGGCUUAUCUUUGCCGGAAAGCAGCUCGAAGAUGGCCGUACCUUGGCUGACUACAACAUUCAGAAGGAAUCCACCCUCCACUUGGUCCUCAGGCUUCGUGGUGGUAUGCAAAUCUUCGUCAAGACGCUGACCGGAAAGACUAUCACUUUGGAGGUGGAGAGUUCUGACACCAUCGACAACGUUAAGGCCAAGAUCCAGGAUAAGGAGGGAAUCCCCCCGGACCAGCAGAGGCUGAUCUUCGCCGGAAAGCAACUCGAGGACGGCAGGACUUUGGCUGACUACAACAUCCAGAAGGAGUCGACCCUUCAUCUUGUUCUCAGGCUCCGUGGUGGUAUGCAGAUCUUCGUCAAAACCCUUACUGGAAAGACUAUUACUUUGGAGGUGGAGAGCUCUGACACCAUCGACAAUGUCAAAGCUAAAAUUCAAGAUAAGGAGGGAAUCCCACCAGACCAGCAGAGAUUGAUCUUCGCUGGAAAGCAACUUGAAGACGGCAGGACUUUGGCUGACUAUAACAUCCAGAAGGAGUCUACACUUCAUCUUGUUCUCAGGCUCCGUGGAGGUAUGCAGAUUUUUGUCAAGACUCUCACCGGCAAGACAAUAACCUUGGAGGUUGAGAGCUCAGACACCAUUGAUAACGUGAAGGCCAAGAUCCAGGACAAGGAAGGAAUCCCUCCGGACCAGCAGAGGCUCAUCUUCGCUGGCAAACAGCUUGAGGAUGGUCGCACAUUGGCUGACUACAACAUCCAGAAGGAGUCGACCCUUCAUCUUGUUCUCAGGCUCCGUGGUGGUAUGCAGAUUUUUGUGAAGACGUUGACCGGGAAGACCAUCACCCUUGAGGUUGAGAGCUCCGACACCAUUGACAACGUGAAGGCCAAGAUCCAGGAUAAGGAAGGCAUCCCUCCGGACCAGCAGCGUCUCAUCUUCGCUGGAAAGCAGCUUGAGGACGGUCGCACACUGGCAGACUACAACAUUCAGAAGGAAUCGACCCUUCACUUGGUCCUCCGUCUCCGUGGUGGUUUUUAAACUCUGUUAUGGUUUCUUUUACAACUUGUGCUUUGGGGCUUUGUAAAGCCCUCAACUAAAUAAUUUGAUGAACUAUGUUAUCUCUCUCCUUUGUUUCUAAAGACAAAUCGAAUUAUUGGAAUUAUAUCCUUAUUUCUCUUUA
This is a messenger RNA of Capsella rubella, 1396 nucleotides long. RefSeq names its product polyubiquitin. Gene Ontology annotation, biological process: protein ubiquitination; modification-dependent protein catabolic process. The coding region runs from base 109 to 1254 and encodes 381 amino acids. NCBI's taxonomy places the organism in Eukaryota, Viridiplantae, Streptophyta, Magnoliopsida, Brassicales, Brassicaceae. Gene Ontology annotation, cellular component: cytoplasm; nucleus. The transcript is spliced from 2 exons. The record is from RefSeq and is a predicted model, not a curated record. Gene Ontology annotation, molecular function: protein tag activity; ubiquitin protein ligase binding.